AUGCCUUCUUUUCGAGGACAGAGAUUAUCUCUAGUGCAAUUGUUUAUUAUUAUAGUCUUUAUCACUUGUUGGAGUGAUGCCUUUGUAGACAUUGUAUCUGCUGCAGCUACUACUACUACUACUACUAUUACUAAUGAGGCGGCUAAGUGUGCUUCUCUAAAGAGAUGUGCGGAAUGUGUGUUUGAUGCCUCGGACGGUAUUUUAAGUCCUCAACUGCAUUGUGCCUGGUGUGCCACAACAAAACGUUGUAUGUAUUAUAAUCAUUCUUCUAUGGGAAACUCUACUCUUAACUCUUCUUCUUCUUUAUUAUCAUCAUUAUUAUCUACGGGUGUUGAUGAUAAUAAUAAUAAUAAUAAUAAUAAUAAUAAUAAUAAUAAUGAGGCAAUGAAAUGUCCAGAUUUACGGCAUGUUAUUUUAAAUCCAACAUGUCCAGAUAUGUCCUGUUCUGCUGCGCAUACCACUAAUAAUAUUUAUAUUUGUCGAUCAGGAUCUAUUCUUGCUCUUGUGCUUUCUUGUAUAUUGGUGGUAAUAGAUGUUUGUUUUUAUUUUUGGCUCUCCGCUAUUCGUCAGUUGCCGUGGAAGUAUGAGCCUCGUGUAAGUCAUUAUCUCAAUGGAAAAUCUUUACUGGAAGAAGAACAGGAAGAACAGAAAAAAGUGGUAUCUUUAAAGGCAGAAGAAAUUGUAUUAUCUGGAAAUGAUAGUCCUCAACAACAACAACGAUUAUCCAGUUCUUGUCCAAUUUGUAAAAUGAUUCAACCCACACCUCUUGGACCUGGUCGUGUUUGUUUUUGGUGUGAUAUCGCACGAUUUGGUUUUAUGCCUUUUUAUAUUGGAACUUCCACCGCAUUGUUAAGUCUUGUUUUACUCUUUUCAGUUUCCUUAAAGCCAUGGUUUGCGGAUGGUUUCUUUGCCUAUAUCUUAUUUAGUGCUUAUAUUUCCUAUACAGUGUUUGGGGCAUUUGUGUAUUUUGGACGUGAGAAAUGGGUACAUGAGGCUUCCGCACGGAAAACACUUUAUGUGAAACUUGCCAUUUAUUUACGUGGUCGAUUACUUUAUACUGUGAUGCCAGCUGUUGUAAUAAGUGAAGAUAAUCAUAAUAAUAUUAAUAUUAAUAAUAAUAUGAGUAAUACUUCUGGUGUUGUUACUGGUACGGCUACUACUACUACUACUAUGAAUAAUAAUAAUAAUAAUAAUAAUAAUAAUAAUAAUAAUAAUAAUAAUAAUAAUAAUAAUAAUAACUUAACUGUAUCUCAAACAUUAGAACCAUCUCUACAAGGAGGAAGUGGAAGUGGAAGUGGAGGGGUUUCAUUAUUUCCAUCUAGUAGUGCUUUAACACCAGAAGAGAUUCGACAGAAAAAAGGAGAAACCGCACAAUUAUUAAAUAUGGAUUAUGUGGAACAAAACUUUCGAAAAGUUCUUCGACAAACACUUGGUCGUGAUGAAUAUGUCCUUUGGUGGGAAAAACCAGAUGUUUCUAGUGUACUUUCCUAUGAUCUCUGGCUUGUAUUGGAUCUCGCCGCGGCUGUUUCUUUAGGUGUAUGGAUGUUUGUAGCUUCUACUAUUAAAGAUACAAGUUAUGUUCUUAUUCGUCUCUUUGGGGCUACUUCUAUGGCUAUUAUUGGAUUUACAUUAAUUAUUGUAUUUCUUUGUCUUCUCAUGACCAUGUUGAAAAGUACAACGCGUCUUUAUAUACUUACCGAUAGAAGACUUUUAACAAUUUAUAAUGGUGUGAUUAGUCCAACCGUGGCGGAGACGGAUUUAUUAAGUGUACGAUGUGCAUCUGUAUAUGGAUAUAAAAUGUUUCGAUCAGAUCCCGUGUUAACUUUCUCAUGGGAAGUACCAGUAACAGAAAGAAAGAUGCCACCUAUUAAAAGCCAUAAUUUCCCUGGAGUUGUGAAUUUAAAAGAAUUUCUACAAUACUUUAGAGCCGUUGCCCCUGUUUUACCCGCAAAGGAAGAUCAAAGUCGACAGAGUAUGCGGCAUAAUAGACAAGUAUGGCGUAUGCAUUUAUUCUUUUGUGUAGUAUUUUUAGAGUUUUUACCGGUUAUUACACUCUAUCCACUUGUAGUCCCUGGAUUCUUUUCACUGUUGUUAUUUAUUAUUCUUGGCACGGUUGCGUUAACAACAGUUUAUCGUGGAUUACGGGUUCAACACGUUACGUAUACACCAUUAAACCUCGCAGGGAAUUGGACAGCUGCACGAUGUCGUUCCUCUCGCACGAGUGGGAAAGGUGGUAAUAAUAAUAAUAAUAAUAAUAAUAAUAAUAAUAAUAAUAAUAAUAAUAAUAAUAUGAAUAGUGGUAAUAGCAGUAUUAGUUAUACAAGCAGUUCUGGAAGCAAAAAGAGGCGAAGCGGUCCUUUUUCAUCAGAUGAGAUGAAAGAAGUUUCUCCCACCAAUCAUAAUAAUGUUGUUAGUCCGGGUGGAUUGACUGGGAAGAUUGGACAGAGUACAUUAGGCUCCACAUCAGACUCCACACUGACAUCAGGAUCUCCUCUGCGAACGCGGGAGGUUUUAUUGCCGAGAGAAUGA
Trypanosoma theileri is the source of this 2529-nucleotide messenger RNA. RefSeq lists its product as uncharacterized. The record is from RefSeq and is a predicted model, not a curated record. NCBI's taxonomy places the organism in Eukaryota, Euglenozoa, Kinetoplastea, Trypanosomatida, Trypanosomatidae. Bases 1 to 2529 code for a protein of 842 amino acids. The transcript has a single exon.